AUGGCAAAUUCAGUUCCGGAACGCCAUGAAAGAGGAAGCGAAAUAAUACGAAGUGAUAGACUUGGCAACUUGUCAGAUGAUUUGCUUCGACAUAUUCUCUCUUUUCUUCCAACCAACGACGUCAUUGCCACAAGCCUCUUGUCCAGGAGGUGGAUAUUACUGUGGAUUGGAUUGCCCAUUCUUCACUUCGAUGAUUCAAGCUUUCGUUCUCCUGAAUCCUUCUUCCAGUUUGUGGAAUCUGCGUUAAACUUCUUGCCAAAUUUCAACCACAUCCAGAUCUGUCGUCUCAAAGGUAGGGGAGCAAAUUUUGGCCUUGGUCCUGAUAAGAUUAUAAGUUGGGUUAAAGAAGUGAUUAAUAAGCUUAAUGAGCUCCAAGUUGAUGAACUUGAGCUUUGUUUUACAUCUUGGUCUGGUAUUAGUUUGCCCUCUACCAUUUUCAAUUGCAGUACACUGAAGGUUUUAAAGUUGAAAGAUGUAAAAGUGAAUACUCUUUCUUCUGUGAAUUUGCCUUCUCUUAAGGUUUUGCAUUUGGAAAGUGUUAUUUUCCUGGAAUUUCACUGUUGG
This is a messenger RNA of Neltuma alba, 564 nucleotides long. RefSeq names its product putative FBD-associated F-box protein At3g50710. The record is from RefSeq and is a predicted model, not a curated record. Gene Ontology annotation, molecular function: protein binding. Lineage: Eukaryota; Viridiplantae; Streptophyta; Magnoliopsida; Fabales; Fabaceae. The annotation marks the transcript as partial. The transcript has a single exon.